Messenger RNA from Diospyros lotus (date-plum), 1781 nucleotides. RefSeq names its product tryptophan N-monooxygenase CYP79A68-like. The record is from RefSeq and is a predicted model, not a curated record. Gene Ontology annotation, molecular function: oxidoreductase activity, acting on paired donors, with incorporation or reduction of molecular oxygen; iron ion binding; heme binding. Lineage: Eukaryota; Viridiplantae; Streptophyta; Magnoliopsida; Ericales; Ebenaceae. The transcript has 2 exons. Bases 59 to 1675 code for a protein of 538 amino acids.
UAAGUGCAAGAGCAAUAUAUAGCAGAUAAAUUUUGUUGUCCAUCUUUCCCAAAUUAAAAUGGCCGGCAGCCGCGCAGGCAAUGGUGACGGCGUUUCAACUACUUCCUUCUUCAUUUGCUCGACUUUUCUCUUCAUGGCCUUGGCUUUUCUGAUCUUUCACAAACACAAAGCCAAGAGAAACAAGAGAUCAAACGAGGCCGCCUCGCUUCCACCGGGGCCAAAACCAUGGCCAAUCGUUGGAUGUCUCCCGGAGAUGCUCACAAACAAGCCCACCUUUCGGUGGAUACACAAAUUAAUGGAGGAACUGGACACUGAAAUAAUCUGUGUCCGCCUGGGAAAUGUUCAUGUCAUUCCCGUCACUUCUCCUCAACUCGCUUGCGAAUUCUUGAAAAAGCAUGAUUCUGUGUUCUCUUCCAGGCCGAUUUGCUUAUCGGCAGAGUUGACAAGCAAAUAUCUUACAACGGCUCUUACGCCAUUGGGAGAUCAAUGGAAGAAGAUGAGAAGAGUCCUUGUCUCCGAAGUUCUUUCACCGGCGAGAUUUCGAUGGCUCCAUAAUAUGAGAGUCGAAGAAGCCGAUCACCUUAUCCGCUUUGUGUACAAUCAAACUCGUAAAAGUUCCAUGAUCGGUGGUAUUGUGGACAUCAGAGUCGCAACGCAACAUUUCUGUGGAAAUGUGAUAAGAAAGAUGAUUUUUGGGAAGAGAUUUUUCGGGGAGGGAAAGGAAGAUGGCGGGCCCGGAGUGGAGGAAGAAGAGCAUAUCGAUGCUCUAUUCACCAUUCUUAACUAUCUCUAUGCGUUUUGCAUCUCGGAUUAUAUUCCAUGGUUGCGAGGCAAACUAGACUUGGACGGCCAUGAGAAGAUCAUGAGAAAGGCCGUUGGCACAUGCAGGAAAUACCAAGAUCCACUGAUUGAAGAGAGGUCCAGAGAAUGGCAAACGGGUACAAAGGAAGAGAAGGAAGACUUGCUUGAUGUGCUUCUUACCCUAAAAAAUGCACAUGGUAGCCCAUUACUUUCGGUUGAAGAAAUCAAAGCUCAGAUUGUGGAGCUGAUGAUAGAAACAGUGGACAACCCAUCAAACGCCGUGGAAUGGGCACUUGCUGAGAUGUUAAACCAACCGGAAACAUUCAAACGAGCCAUUGAGGAAUUGGACAGAGUGGUGGGAAAAGAAAGGCUGGUCCAAGAAUCAGAUCUCCCGCACCUCAACUAUGUCAAAGCUUGCAUCAAAGAAGCCUUCCGCCUCCACCCCUUGGCACCCUUUAAUGUCCCACAUGUCUCUGUUGCCGACACAACCGUAGCUGGCUACUUCAUCCCAAAGGGGAGCCAUGUGCUGCUCAGUCGCCCAGGACUAGGCCGGAACCCUAAGGUCUGGGAGGAGCCGCUCGAGUUUCGGCCGGAGCGCCACUUGACAGAAGACGGCUCCGAGGUGGGGCUCAAUGACCCGGACUUGCGCAUUUUGUCAUUUAGCAUUGGACGACGUGGAUGUGUUGGUGUCACCCUAGGAUCCGUCAUGACUACAAUGUUGAUGGCUAGGCUUCUUCAAGGUUUCACUUUCAAAUUGCCACCCAACAUUUCAAAGAUCGACUUGAAAGAGUCCGCUGAUAAUAUGUCCCGGGCUAGUCCUUUGCUUGCUCUUGCAGAGCCCCGGUUGCCUGAGAACUUGUACCUUUCAGUCUGAAAGAUAAUUUCCAUUUGCAUCCAUAUAGCAGCUAGCAAGAUGCAAGUCCAUGUGGGACCUUUUAUUGUCAAAGUUAAAUAAAUAAAUCAAAUUAAACAUAACCAAA